AUGUUACCCCAGCUCUUUCAACGCGAGAAGAGGGUAUAUCAGAAGUCUCUUCCUACUUUGAGAGCUAUGAAAAGCCCUCAUCGGACCGCCGAGCACAUGAAGUGGUCUGAUCAACAACUAGGCAGUGUCUUCGACGACAUCUGUCAAGGUCAAAGGGAUGAAAGUGCUCCCUUGCGAUUGUUGAUGUUUCUCGAUGCAGUGGACGAAAGCCUGGAUCGUGAAAUGGAAGCCGUCGUGAGUAGUCUACGCAGACUCCUCUCGACCGCUCGCAAGCACAGUGUCUUUCUCGGGAUUUGUAUCACCAGCCGCCCUCUACCUGAGCUGCGACGUGAAGCCGAUCUCGCCUGCGGAUGCAUCUCGCUACAAAAAGAAAACCACGACGCAAUCUACACUUACAUUGAGUCGGAGCUAGCAUCCAGACGCGAUGAUCGGCGGGGCGAAGACUAUUAUAGUAGAUUCGCGGAGAAGGUUGCUGAAAGAGCAGAUGGUGUCUUCCUUUGGGUUGCACUUGUAGUUCCCAGAUUGCGGAGGAAGAUUGAUAACGGAGGCACAAUCCGGGAACUGGAAGCCUUGCUUCAAGACAUCCCGAACAAUCUGAAGAAGCUCUUCAUCGAUAUCUUGCAGAGGAUACCAGGUCCAGAUCUUGGGAUAACGAUGCGGACACUUCAGAUUGCCACGCUAGUCCGGAGACGUUUAACUCUAGAAGAGUUCCAGCAUGCUUUAGCGUUUCAACCAGGCUCGCCCUACAAGUCCCUGGAGGCCUGGAAACGCUCGUCCGACUUUCUGGAACUUGGUAAAAUGCUUAUUGCGAGACUUCAGUACUACUCUGGUGGACUUCUGGAGCUUCGCGAGGAAUUGGACGUCGAGAUUGAUCCUGUAACACAAUACCAGGAGUUCUUACAAAAUUUCCCACCGCAACCGCUCUCACCCGAUCCAACGAGACUGAGGCAAGAAACGACCAAGCUACGAGCGGAGGAGAAUAUUCCUUCGGACAUCUAUCCAAAAUUAUUUCCGGAGAUGCUACGGAAGUUCACCCCGGGGAAAUCGAAGGCUGACACAGAAAUCUACGUAUCCGCAACCCCACCUAGGAAAACUGUGCGCCGUCGGGUCAAGUUCAAAUCCAAGCCAUCUCCAAUAUUCAACAUUCCCUCAGCACCUCCAGGCGGACAUAGACCUAUUCCAGAUUUAUGUCAGUUCUUGUCAAAGCCCAUUCACCACGUCCCUGUAGUUCGCUUCAUUCAUGAGACAGCAAAACACUUCUUCCGCGAGAACGAGGGCUUUCAUAUCCUUUACGACUUGAUUCUCGCUUCCGAAGCUGCGAAGGCGACACCAAAUCCAUUCUGCAGCCCGAGCGGUUGCUAUCUGACCGGUGGCCACCAGUUCAUUGUCAAUAGCUGUGCUUCAUACCUGAGCAUACAAGAACUCAGGCCUGAUGUUACAAAGAUUCUGACCUCAUCAACAAGACCACUGGUUGACGAGUUUCAUCUUCUCCAAUACAUCAUCGAGAGCUGGUUCCAUCACAUACAUGCGGCAGAGGAAGGAGGAUUAGCUCAAACACACAUCCUUAGAUGGCUUCUCUAUGUUCAGCCGAGUGCGCUGAAUCAGUGCAUUUGCUGGGCAGGCGAACAUGACCUCAGAUCUUGGAUACGCUGGUGCAUUGAGAAUAAGGUUGAUGUUAAUGUUGUCGAUGCAACUUUGUUGUCUUACGGACGUCCUAUCAGGAGCGCUGUCGCGAACGGGUUCUAUGAAGCAGCGAGGCUUCUGAUACAGGCCGGUGCGAAUGUCAACGGCAUUACUGGAGGACUGGAGACUACAUUACGAGUGGCCGAGAGGAUGAGGAACCAGGAAAUUAUCGAGCUGCUCAGGGAGAAUGAGGGAGUGCUUCGGCAACCGCACUGGCUUCCACCUGAGGGACAGAUCGUCAAGUUGUAG
This is a messenger RNA of Alternaria incomplexa, 1932 nucleotides long. RefSeq lists its product as uncharacterized. Lineage: Eukaryota; Fungi; Ascomycota; Dothideomycetes; Pleosporales; Pleosporaceae. The transcript is spliced from 2 exons. The coding region runs from base 1 to 1932 and encodes 643 amino acids. The record is from RefSeq and is a predicted model, not a curated record.